CAAUCUGGACCAGAGCACAGUUGCCGAUAAAAAUGUUGUCACAUAGGAUUUCGUGUAAAUACAGGACUCAUAUGGAUCUCGUUAUGUAUCGUUGAUUUAAAAAGGUCUGGGGACCCGGGUUCAUCCACCUAAAUCAGCACCUGGAUGAAAGAGGAUGUUGUUAAUCCGGAUCCGCCUAGCCAGGCGUCACGGCACCAACAAGAUGGCUGAGAGUACGGGAGGAAAAUGAGGGAGGAAACAAAAACAUUGGCGAGUUAUAUUUACCGCAAAAACCAGACCUGUACAGCUGCUGAAGAUAAGUUGGCGCAAAGAUAAAAACUGGGUAAUCAGUUUUUUUAUGAUUCCGUUUUGUGGGUGACAUUUGCGUUAUGCAGACAAAUUGUGCUCCGAGUCAGCUCACCGACAGAAUGUUUGUCAGGUCGUUGCGUGGGUUGGCUAGCUAGCUAACAACACCGUUAGUGAGAGAAUACGUGUUUAGAAAGUGACAGUUGGGACAUUUUUUUAAAUAAAUAGCUGUUGUCAGUUGAUAGUUUUUAAGAAUUAAAGUUUGCUUCCUUGAGUGGCAAAUGGCAUUUAACGCACUAGUUAACGCUUAGCCAACCGAUUAGCAAGCUAACAUUGCGGAUUUCUUGUUUGCAGUUUCAAAUUUAGCGUUAGCAAGCGUCAGUUAGCUGGUUCCGCUGUUUUUGGGAAAACUUGGGGUUGUUGCGACGCAAGAAAGGUACAACAGUGUGUGAGCGAAGGACAUUUUCUACAUAAAAGUACCGGAGACAGUUGUCAGUAGGCCUGGAUGACCAGGUAUUCUGGAGGACUGCUGACAUUAACGGUACCACAUCCGAAACUGUAAACAUAAAGGUGGGAGAAAGCGAGAUCUCAGCUCUGCGUUGUUGGACGAGGCGCAGAUCCAGGCAGCAUCACCAUGGCCCAUUCUCCCGUUCAGGGUAACCUGCCGGGGAUGCAGAAUGCCAAAGUGGACCCAGAGGAGCUGUUCACCAAGCUGGAACGCAUUGGCAAGGGUUCCUUUGGCGAGGUGUUCAAAGGCAUUGACAAUCGCACCCAGAAGGUUGUGGCCAUCAAGAUCAUAGACCUGGAGGAAGCAGAGGACGAGAUUGAAGACAUCCAGCAGGAGAUCACGGUGCUGAGCCAGUGCGACAGCCCUUUUGUCACCAAGUACUAUGGCUCAUACCUGAAGGACACAAAGUUAUGGAUCAUUAUGGAGUAUUUAGGUGGCGGCUCAGCAUUAGACUUGAUGGAGCCUGGUGCUCUGGAUGAGACCCAGAUCGCCACAAUCUUGAGAGAGAUCCUCAAGGGCCUGGAGUAUCUGCACUCUGAGAAGAAGAUCCACAGGGAUAUCAAAGCUGCCAAUGUGCUGCUGUCUGAGCAAGGAGAGGUGAAGCUGGCAGAUUUCGGAGUAGCUGGUCAGCUCACUGACACCCAGAUCAAACGCAACACCUUUGUGGGCACACCCUUCUGGAUGGCUCCUGAGGUCAUCAAACAGUCGGCCUAUGACUCUAAGGCAGAUAUCUGGUCUCUGGGAAUCACAGCCAUUGAGUUGGCAAAAGGUGAACCGCCUCACUCAGAGCUCCAUCCCAUGAAGGUAUUAUUCCUCAUCCCAAAGAACAACCCACCUACACUGGAGGGCAACUACAGCAAACCGCUCAAGGAGUUUGUCGAGGCCUGUCUCAACAAAGAACCGAGUUUUAGGCCAACUGCCAAAGAGCUGUUGAAGCAUAAGCUGAUUGUUCGCCACGCAAAAAAGACCUCCUACCUGACGGAGCUGGUGGACAAGUACAAGAGGUGGAAGACGGAGCAGUCGAGAACUACAGAGUCCAGUUCUGAUGAGUCUGACUCAGAGCAGGAUUGCCAGGCGUCAGGUGGGAAUGACUUUGGCAACGAUGACUGGAUCUUCACCAUCCGAGAGAAGGACCCCAAGAAGCUGCAGAACGGAGAGGGGCAGUCGGGGACAACAGACCAGACAAAAGACAUUCCAAAGAGGCCUUAUUCACAGAGCCUGGCCACAGUCAUCUAUCCUGCAUUAGCUGAGCUGAAGGCAAGACAGGAGCAGGUGAACGGGAACCCCAUGGUCUUAGAUGAGCUGAGGGAGGCCAUCCUGCUGGCUGAAGAGGCCUACCCCAGCAUCUCUGAUUCCUUGGUAGUCCACAUGGUCCACAGGCUCCAGAGUUUUUCUACAAGCAGGACAUCCUCCUCCUCCCCAUAGUGACUGGCUCCCACCCCUGCCAAACAGCACAGACUGGUCAGAGAGUUAAAAGUCAGGGGUCAAGUAAAUCAGCACCAUUGACGUCUCGUGUGGGGGGAUGCUAACCUAGCCUGUAAAAAUUACUGAAAUUCAAAAUGGAUAAUAACCGAGAAGCUCUCCAGAGUUUCUCGUACUCAUUUAUGAGGAGAGGUUUGGGGGGGGGCAGCAGAGCACGUGGAAUCGGCUAUGAUGGGACUUGAGGUGUGAGCAACCCACCAGAAAAACAGCAACAGGCUAGACAGACUCUGGGCUGUGGAAAUGUGAGACUUCUGCAGCUUCACAUCACCGUGUGUCUACAUGGGAGCUGAAAAUCUCCAUCAAAUCCAGGACAAGUCUUCAGUCCCCGUCUUAAUGCAGGUGUCAUAUCCCCAGAACCUCUGAAAGCAUGCUUGAUGAACCUGCAGGGAUAUUAUCUUUGUGUGCAAGCUGUGCGUGUGUGCCAUCUGCGAGCAUGUUUGUGUGUAUGCUCUUGUAACACUCCCUGUUUAAGCAAAUUGCAGCAUUCUUAAUCAAACCUCAGGUAAAGUGCUUUAAGUGGACUUUGUUCUCCAAGGCAGAAGGGGAAGGGGGUUGCCACGCUCUACAUGAUUACAAGUUGUCAUAGCGGGAAAUAAAAUCACUGUGUACAAAAUGGUCAUGUGCAUUUUGCAGAUAUUGAUAAUGUUUAAAAGUAGAUAUUUAAAGUUACUCCAACAGACAGAACAGAAAAUGCCUUGCCUUUUUGAGAUGCAUCUAUGUUGUGGCAUUUCAUCACUGAAAUUCAGUUCAAUAUUCAUCAGUGUUUUCUUUCUACAUGACUGAGUUCCAAUCGUCCAUUUCAAUCACCCGCUGAGUUAUUUAACAAACUAUGAAAUUACUUUGUUUAGAGGGAGAAGCCUUUCCUUAGUCUUUGUAGUCAUACUUGCAGUAUGGUUAGACAAUUUCACUUUGUUUACCAAAAGAAUGAAGUAGAUCAGUGUCAGCAGCUGUUAAUAAAUAACUGUUUAGUGAAUCUGAGGACAGUUUCAAGGGGAACCGCUUUGGGCUAUGUGAAAUGUUAAUACCAUGUGAAGUAUUAUUUUUCCUUGGCUUGUAAUUUAUUCCUAGCAUUACUUAGAAUCAGAAGUAGAGAUGAGGAAUAACUGGCAAUCGCUUCAUGACACCCGCUCAUGGCCAAAUUAAAGCAGAUCAGGACAAGAUGAGCCAUAGGAAUCAACACAAUCCCCGUUCCCUCACUCCAGACAUUGCUGUUCUUACAUCCACAAUGUGCUAUAUAAGUGCCAUGUCCUCUCUUAUGCUUUCACCCAAUGUUUAUAGUAUGAGUUGCACCUUUUCCCCCAGUUUUCAGAUCUUUUUUUUUUUGCACUUUAAAGUGUUAUUUAAAGGAACUUGUAUGAGGGGAAAAAAUUAAAAAAAAGUUGCUAAAUA
Monopterus albus (swamp eel) is the source of this 3664-nucleotide messenger RNA. RefSeq names its product serine/threonine kinase 24b (STE20 homolog, yeast) (gene stk24b). NCBI's taxonomy places the organism in Eukaryota, Metazoa, Chordata, Actinopteri, Synbranchiformes, Synbranchidae. Gene Ontology annotation, molecular function: ATP binding; protein serine/threonine kinase activity. The record is from RefSeq and is a predicted model, not a curated record. Gene Ontology annotation, biological process: protein phosphorylation; negative regulation of cell migration. The coding region runs from base 920 to 2218 and encodes 432 amino acids. Gene Ontology annotation, cellular component: cytoplasm; Golgi apparatus. The transcript is spliced from 11 exons.